Molecule: messenger RNA, 1827 nt
Organism: Selaginella moellendorffii
Lineage: Eukaryota; Viridiplantae; Streptophyta; Lycopodiopsida; Selaginellales; Selaginellaceae
Exons: 8
Coding region: 1-1806 (601 amino acids)
Source: RefSeq, a predicted model, not a curated record
AUGGAUGCUCUGGAGUUUAACAAUAACCUACUGAUAUGCGGAAGUUACUCGUCACAAAAUGGCUCGGGUAUUGUUCAGAUCUGGGACGUGGAUGCUCUCCUUGAGUGCUGCAGAUUUCCAGCAAAUGACAUGGUAGUUAACUCAGAUAUAUCUCUAGCCUUUGCUGAUGCAUUCCUUUCAACAGGCCCAGGCGAUGGAACAGUCGGCUUAUUUGAUAUCCGGAGCUAUGGUGCCUCUUGGCCCCCGUUGAGAGGUAUUUCUUCCUCCAUUGCAGCCAAAACCAAGGUCAUGUGGCUUGUUUCCCAGGUUGCUUCCGUUUCUUACAGUUCCUGUGGAAGAUAUCUCCCACGGCAAACAAAGCAGUCGUUUGGGACACAUGCUUUGUGGGUGCUGGAGACCAAGGAGGAAAUUAUGCUCUCUGGUUUAGCAGCGAGUGGAGAAAUGGCAGCGUGGCUCUUUGGGAUGUUACACUUGGAGAACCAUGCCCCUCCUGCCCAACUCCACCGUCACUUCCACUGUCUCGGAGCUCAAGUGGAAGAUCUGGACCGUGGCCGUCGCACGCGUCCUUGGCGCUACCGUGCCGGAUGCCUUCUUGCACCUGCCGACUACUUCACGCGCCAUAGCCCACAUCAAGAGCAAUCUAGAAAUCCUCAUCCCCGCCCCGAGUGCUGCAAAGGCCGCUGCACGUACGCCCUGACCGACCUCCACCUUCUCGAGGAGGCCACUGAUCGGACGCCAUCGUCGUUCCCAUUGGUCAUCACAGAUGAACAUGUGUCAGCCAUCGUGUCGAUAUUGUUUCCUUGCACUCUCUCGCCCACUUGCGUUGCUGAUGCCGCUCUCCUGUUCGAUGCGAGCGGCGAGGUUUGCGACGUCGUCUUCACCUGGCUGUUGCUCCAGCUCCAGAGCAACAAACAGCCGCUGGAAUGGCUCGACGCAUUCGAAGCACAAGCUAUAGCAGGUGACCGUGGCGGUGGCGGAGCUGGACCGCUGGAAAAUCUCUUGCUGCUGUUCCUGAGCAAACAAGCAGCGCUGAAGGAUGAAAAGUCCUCCCCGGCAUCCUUGGACGAGCUCAAACGGAUACGUUCCUGCAUCGAGAACGCGCCCAGGAUAGAGUGGAAGUCCAUGGACAUCACCGUCGCUCUGCGCCAGAUGUUGGAGGAGGUGAUGGCAGCGGGAGAAAUCCAAUGCGACAACCAGAUGCGUGCCCGGCUCGAGCAGUGGAUCCAAGGCCACUACAACUUCCACCGCGUGGAGCCGCUCUUCCAGGAGUACGCAGACGUGAGCGUGCCGAUAGCGCGCCUGAUCUCUACAUGGAUGCGGACGAGGAAGGGACGCCGCGACCACGCCGAGCUCAAAUCCCUGUGCUCGGCAGCGACAUCAUCGGAGUCGAUUGUGGAGCACAUCCAGGCUACGAUGAGCCGGGGAAGCAGCGACGAGUGCCGCCAGCUUUGCGACGCGGCUGCCACCGUCUUUGGCAAUGACUACGGUAGCCUUUUCGUGGAGAUUUGCGCCAACGUGCAGUGGGAUCCAUGCCUGACCGCGUGCUCUCUAGAAGAAUUCGGGGCGAUCAAGCAGGCAGCCUGGGACGGACUCUUCCGGACUGCGAGCUCCGAAAACACGCUUCGAAGGCACCGUUUCGACGAUGACAGCCGCAACGAGGCCACAUGGAGACCUGGGAUUUCCGACAUGAUCCUCUACAUAGCUUACCUGAUCCUCGAGGACUGCUUGGGCGGCAGCGUUGACCGUGAGAGGUGGAAACGAGACUGUGAGUCUAUGCAGAGUGCCUUUCUCUUUGCUCAAUCGUGAUCCUUUUUGCUUGGAUCGUCA